CACCCUGUAAAAAUAAGUAUAUAUAUUUGCGAUUGUACAGCUUUGGAAAUGAAUUCGCCGAAAAGAGAACUCUUCGCUGAACUAAUCUUUCUUUCUUAUUUAAUGUCAUAAUGGGUGUAUUCCGUUUAUUAAAAACUUGUGAAUUAGCAAGAUGUUAGGACUACGGUAAACUAAAGGAUUGGUGUGGUGUUUGUGUGAAAUAAUGAUUCCUUUGUGAUUGUCGGAUGCUUGAUUUUGAAUUCCAAAUGCAGUACAUUCGUUCGCGCUUCUUUAGUACUUCUUGAUCCAAUUGCGUCAUUUCUGGGAUACCUAGUUUGUAUUAUAAUUCAAUCACUUCUAAUUAUCAUAAUUGGAUGUACCACUUUUGAAUUCAAAGAUCACAUUUGAUUUAAUGGACAAAAGUAAGUAUAAUCAUUUUUAAUUUCGUCCAUCGUGAUCUAACUGAGGAUAUACUUCGAUCAUUUUGUGGUAUUUACUUUGUUCGUUUUAGUUGAUUAUAGGCAAUUGUUAGUUUCUUUGAAUACUUUCCCUUGAAAACCUUUACUAACAAGAAUUACCUUUAUUGAAGAUUACAUUUCGUCUCAAUUUCAGCAUUUUAUCUUAUUAUGCUGAACCUUCUUUUCUCAAUUAUAAUUUCCUUAUCUAUCUUUAUGAUGAAUAUUCAAACCCUUAACAAUAAAAUCAUUAUUGGUUUCCCUGACGAAAAUAACGUUUUAAGAACGUUGUUUAUUCUACUUCACUGUCACCAUGUUUAACAGAAUUUCAUUAUCACUGUUAUUAUAAUUAUUAUCAUCCUGAAAGAUAAAUAAGUAUUUGCGAUUGUACAUCUUGGAAAAUGAAUUCACCGAAAAAAGAACUCUUCACUGAAUUGAUUUUUCUUAUUUUAAAUAUGGGUCAAACAGGGUUUUCUGCCAACUACCUAAAAUCUAAUGGCAUCUUAACAUAAUGAACGGUAAUCUCGCGCCACUUGUAGCAGUACACACACUACAACCUAGUCGGUAGAAUUCGAUCACCAUUGAAGGGAUAGACAAGCCUGACGCUGAUCACUUCCCAAUGAUCAACCAACUGUACUGAUCAACAUCACAUUUGAAAUAUUAUUGAAAAAUUAGAAAAUGCUACAAAUAUUUUUCAUACCAGCAUUGGAAUCCUCUAACAAUGUUCAUCCAUAGCCCUAUGACAUAAACUAUGUACAAAUAAAACUACUGGAGAAUUUCAUACUAGAUGGAAGGAUUUCCGACAACUCGUUUUUUGCUAGUAAGUACCUCAAUCGAACUAAAUUCGUGACAGUUGAAUGAUACAUUUACCAAAGGGUAAUUUUCUAAACCUUUGAUUUUUACUUUGUUAUUUGUCGGUCGGGUAUCCAAGGUUGAGGUGUCUGUUCAUGUGGAAGGGGAAAUUUUUCCUGCUGUAAUUAAAAAAUAUCAAUUACAACAGACAAUGACAUCCAGGAGCUCUGGGUAAAGUCAACAAUGGCUAUCCAAACGAGACUGGGAGCGUAUAAUAUGGGAGCCACUGUGUCUAAGCGAAGAUUCAAGGAAUGCGCAAAAAUCGAGGGUAACUGUUAAGCGAAUGUGUUUAAAAUAAUAAUAGAAUAUUACUAUUCUCUACGAAUACUUAAGAACAUUACACGGCAAUAAAUAUAUGUCACAUACCAUUCUCAAAAGCUACUAGAAAUGAACUAGUUACUGAAUAUUAGUAAGUAGUAUAAGAUAGUGCGAAAAAGAGGAGACCAAAGACAGAGUAAACGAAUUUAACCAGCUGAAUCUGUGGAUACAUUGGUGUAGAAAUAUCAUAUUUAUGGAAAUAAGUAAGUUAGUAAUUGAAGCAGAUCAUUGCCAAUGAAUUAUAAAACUUAAUCUAUUGUUUGAUUGAAUUGCUUGAUGGAUAUAUAAUUCAUUUAUAGAAUAUUCGGCAUAACAGACCCACCACACCAAAUAAUUAGUCACUAAGGAUUAGUAAAUACCUCUCAAAGAAAUAUCCUGUCAACUCAAUCCGACACCAAAUACAAACGAACCUGACUAAUACCUUCGUAACAGUUAAUAAACCCCCAAAAUCAAUAGCACAGUAAGUCUUCGAUAUUUGAUGCUGACCACAUUAGUUUUGAUGAACUUGUGGAGAUAUGACUGACAAGCUUAUUUUGUAAAUAGUUUUCAAUGUUAUUUGUAUUUGUUUUGUCAAUUUUUCACUGUAUGUACAUUUAUCAUUAAAUGAAUGUACGUGUUGUUUUAGUCAAUGACCUUGAACACUCUUUCCUUUGUGAUUCCAACAUAGCGUGACAUAUUCUUUCUGGCUAACAAAUACAUUACUACUCACACAUCCCUCGUUCUAUUUUCAUUGGUGAUUGAGUUAGCUGAAUUCUAAAUCAAAUAUUAUCAUUAUUUAUAGACUGUAAUUGGAAUAUAUCACAUUCUACGUGGGAUUAUAUCACUAGAGAGUUCGCCAACCUGCUCAGAAUUAUCAAACAUUUAUAAUUGUGGAUUUACAUUACCGGACCUAAUCAGAACACGCAACGUUUGGUCAAUUUAAGUAACGUCCCUAAUUUGUUAUUGUAUUUGUAACAUUUAACUUGUAUAUAUCAAUAUUACUAUUGAUUGUUAUUAACUUUGUUGAUACCUUUUGCGUUUAUAUAUUGUCUGGUCCACCACAAUUAUUUUGGUGAGCCUCGAUUAUUUUUUUAUAGACAUUUACUAUAUAUAUCUACAUAACUUUUUUAUUAUUAUUAAUUGUCACGACACCAUUUUUUUUGUUUUUGACAUUAUGAACUCUCCUAAUAAACUUAUCGAUAUUGAUAGCCCAUCAACCAACCCCUUUCAUUCAUCACAGCCAGAAGAUAAUGUUUUAAACUCAAUCAACGCUAUUUCUGAACUAAGAUUACCAACAUACGGUGUCAACAACCCUAGAAUUUGGUUUGCUCAAGUAGAGGCACUAUUUUUGGCGAGGGGUAUACGUUCGCAAGCGACUAAAUAUGCCCACGUCGUCGGUGCACUACCUAUAGAAUUAGCAACGGAAGUUGGUGACCUGAUUGACAACGUACCAGAAACUGACCCUUAUGACAAAAUAAAAGCUGCUGUAAUCCAACGCACAUCGCUGUCAGACGAAAAACGUUUACAACAACUGCCUACCUCUUGCGAGCUAGGGGAUAAGAGACCUUCACAGUUACUCCGACACAUGCGACAGCUCGCCGGUCCAUACAAAUUAGACGAGACGCUGCUUAAGCAGAUGUGGUCACAAAGGUUACCUUAUAGCGUCAGACAAAUUCUCAGCGUAUCAGGAGCCUCUGUCAGUCUUGAUGAUUUAGCAGACAUGGCCGAUAAGAUGAUAGAAAUAUAUCCCGAUAGUCGGGGAAUUAACGCGGUACAAUCCUCUAGUAGAGACGCUAUGAACCCCCCUCUUGAAAUCCAACAACAAAUAACACAGUUAAGACAGCAGCUAGCAUCACUGCAGGCGACUGUUUCCACCAUCCAUUCUCGACCCCACAGAUCUACGUCCAGAAGGAGAUCAGUAUCCAGACAUCGUCUUAGGUCACCUAAGCGGGCAGCCGGAAUUUGUUGGUAUCAUUCGAAUUAUGGUGAGAAAGCACGUCGUUGCACAAAACCGUGCAACUUCACGACAAACAAGCCAGACCAUCAGGGAAACGAAGUGGCCAGACAGUAAUGGCGGCAGCUGUUACUGGCUAACAUGUUAGCCGCCUCUUCCACAUCAGGGAUCGUAUUUCUGGCUCAGACUUCUUAGUCGAUACUGGAGCAGAAAUCAGCAUCAUCCCACUCCAUCUCUCACGCAGACAACAUACGACAAGCACUAAAUUGUCCUUAGUAGCGGCUAAUGAACCAACUAUCAAAACGUACGGUGAGCAAUCACUUAUAUUAGAUCUCGGACUCCGCAGAAGAUUUACAUGGGUUUUCAUAGUUGCCCAUGUCAAACGACCCAUCCUCGGGGCCGAUUUCCUUAGUGCGUACAACUUGUUAGUAGAUAUGACUAAGAAGAGAUUGAUCGAUGCAAAUACACGUUUACAGGUAGAGGGUACACCUUCCAACGACUGUGAAAUCCAUGGUGUUCGAAUAAUGAAACCUGUGAACAACAUUUUCAACGACAUUCUCACAGAAUACCUGUGCAUUACGAAAUCAGAUUACCAAAAGGAAGGUAACCCACAGCUGGUGCAACACCAUAUCACUACCACCGGACCACCCAUUAGCGCCAGAGCGAGGAGAUUACCACCAACAAAGUUGCAGACAGCUAAGAGAGAAUUUGAACACAUGAUGCAACUUGGUAUCAUCAGACCAUCUAAUAGUCCUUGGGCCUCGCCGUUACACAUGGUACCAAAGAAAGACCAAGAUUGGCGUCCGUGUGGCGACUACCGCCGUCUGAAUAAUCAAACCAUCCCUGAUAGGUAUCCUAUCCCACAUAUACAUGACUUCUCGUUAAAUUUACAUGGUAAAUGCAUCUUCUCGAAACUUGACCUCGUGCGUGCAUACCAUCAAAUUCCGAUGGCACCAGAAGACAUCGAGAAAACAGCCAUAAUCACACCCUUUGGCCUGUUUGAGUUUCUAAGGAUGCCGUUCGGACUGAAAAACGCUGCGCAGACAUUCCAACGCUUCAUGGAUGAAGUAACAAGAGGCCUUGAUUUCGUGUUUGCCUACAUCGACGAUGUUCUGAUUGCAAGCUCAUCUUUAGAAGAGCACAUCCAACAUGUCCACAUCCUUUUUGAUCGUUUUAAAAAAAGUGGUGUUGUCAUCAAUCCUUCGAAAUGCAUAUUCGCAGUCCCAGCCUUAGAGUUUUUGGGACAUUACAUCGACUCACAAGGGAUCAAACCACUUCAGACGGAAGUUGAAGAUAUUACUAACUACCCCGAACCAACCUCGGUGAAGUCAUUACGACGCUUUCUCGGUACGUGUAAUUUUUAUCCCCGCUUCUUACCACGUUGUGCUGAAGUAUUACAGCCAUUAACCGAUCUACUGAAAGCCGACAAAAAAGGUACGAAGAGAGAGAAGAAUCAAACAUUCAACCUAUCUCUUGAUGCCAAAACAGCAUUUGAAAAAGCAAAGUCCUUGAUAGCCAACGCCACCAUGUUACAACACCUCAAUACUGACCCCACAACCCACUUAAUUUUGUUUACGGAUGCAUCUCAAAAGGCCGUCGUGGCAGUAUUACAACAACAGGUAAACAACAUGACUACUCCCAUAGCGUUUUUCUCCAAAAGACUGUCACCAGCCCAGGAACGCUAUAGUACUUUUGGACGGGAGUUACUAGAUAUCUACUUAGCCGUUAAACACUUUAACUUCUUACUACAAGGAAGAACUUUCACCAUCAUGACCGAUCACAAACCUUUAUGUUACGCAUUCAACACUUCGUACGACCGACACUCACCUCGCGAAGCACGACAACUGGAUUACAUCUCCCAGUUUACGACAGAUAUCCAAUUUGUCAAAGGACACACCAACGUCGUAGCUGACGCAUUGUCACGUAAGGACGUAAAUACCCUGGUACGUAAACAAGACAUCGAUCUAGAAACAAUCGCAAAACUACAAGUAGACGAUGCAGAUUUGAAGGUCUGCCAGGAGAAGUCUAACUUGAACCUUAAACCAAUACCCAUCCCUUUCUCAAAUACAUCGAUCAUUUGCGACGUUUCAACGGGUAACAACCGCCCUUUCGUCCCUCUAGCCUGUCGCCGACAAGUAUUUCGUCAACUGCAUGACCUUUCUCACCCAGGAAUCAGAGCCACAACCAAAUUGAUUACUGAGCGUUUUGUGUGGCGAAAAAUCAAUUCGGAUGUUAAACGUUGGACACGUAACUGCCUCCAGUGCCAACGCAGCAAAAUCCAAAAACACACUAUCAGCCCGAUCGGGGAAUUCCCUAUUCCCGACAAACGUUUUCAACAUAUUCAUUUGGACUUAGUUGGGCCACUGUCUCCGUCAAACUCCUUCACCCACAUUCUCACUGCGGUGGACAGGUUCACAAGAUGGGCCACAGCCUGCCCUAUAAAAGACACUUCGGCAGAAACGGUCGCUUCAGUCUUCCUCGACCGCUGGAUAUCUAACUACGGAGUACCUUACAUCGUCACUACCGACCGUGGUCCCCAGUUUCAGUCUAUUUUAUUUCAGGAAUUCACAAGACUUCUGGGCGUGAACCACAUCAAAACAACAGCCUACCACCCAGCAGCUAACGGCUUGGUCGAAAGAUUUCACCGCCAAUUGAAAAGCUCGCUGAUGGCACAAAAUGAUACGACAAAAUGGAGUGACGCAUUACCACUUGUACUCCUGGGUAUCCGUUCAACUAUAAAGGAAGAUAUAGGUUGUACAGCCGCUGAGCUAGUUUAUGGUACAACCCUUACAUUACCAGGCCAACUAGUGGACCCAAACACUUUAACACCAACGGACACAAGUCGUUUUGCUAGCCAACUGCUGCAGACCAUGUAACAGAUCAAAGCCAUACCGCCUCGUGAACAUAACAAUCGAAUACAACUCGACAGAAAUCUAGAAACAUGCAAGUUUGUCUUUGUUCGAGUAGAUGCUGUCAAAAAACCAUUGAAACAACCAUACGAAGGUCCAUAUAAAGUAAUUAAACGCACACAAAAAUACUUCAUCAUCAGCAGAGAUGGCAAAAAGCAGACUAUUUCUAUAGACAGAAUCAAACCUGCUUUCUAUGAAUCUACUCAAGUCAAAGAAGACAACGCUGUUCACAAUCAACCCCUUUCACCAGUGACUGAAAAACCAGUGGAGGAUAAAAAACUUAAUACUAAGCCUUCUUGUUUAACACGCUCCGGCAGACCUAUAAACAAACCCAAGCGUUAUGUCCAUUUCGUCGAUUAAAAAAAAAAAGAUUUUUUUUUCCUUUCCACAGUGUACAUAAUCACAUUUUUCCACAAUUAUUCGUUUUGUCACAUUUAUUUUUUUUUUUAUAAAAAAAAAUUUUUUGUUACUAUAAUUAACGAGUAAACUCUAUUUAAUUACUCAUUUAUUGUACACAAAAAUAAACAGUUCAAUUUCUUUUUGGGUCAUUAACAGUUUUGCACAUUAUUAUUAUCAUUGUUAGCCAACCAAAACAUCAAAUGACAGUCUCUUCAUUUUUUUUGUGUGUGUGUGCGUGUUUAUUAUGCUAUGCUACAUCCCUGCUACAUGUCACACUCAUCUCCACAUUUUUGUUAGCUAUAACUGUAAAUAUUAUUUUUGUAUACAUGUAUAUAUCUUAUCCUUACAUUUUUUUGUUAUUAUAACCAGUGUUACCUCCGGACACUCUGGGGGUAGCUAUGUGGAGAUAGACCUGACAAGCUUAUUUUGUAAAUAGUUUUCAAUGUUAUUUGUAUUUGUUUUGUCAAUUUUUCACUGUAUGUACAUUUAUCAUUAAAUGAAUGUACGUGUUGUUUUAGUCAAUGACCUUGAACACUCUUUCCUUUGUGAUUCCAACAUAGCGUGACAUAUUCUUUCUGGCUAACAAAUACAUUACUACUCACACAUCCCUCGUUCUAUUUUCAUUGGUGAUUGAGUUAGCUGAAUUCUAAAUCAAAUAUUAUCAUUAUUUAUAGACUGUAAUUGGAAUAUAUCACAUUCUACGUGGGAUUAUAUCACUAGAGAGUUCGCCAACCUGCUCAGAAUUAUCAAACAUUUAUAAUUGUGGAUUUACAUUACCGGACCUAAUCAGAACACGCAACGUUUGGUCAAUUUAAGACAAUUCCCUCGACAUGAAUUAAGAACACAAAAGAGUGAAACAAUCGAAGUUUUACUCACUCCAAAACACGACUAUCCUAGUCGAAAAUACUCUCAUCUAUGUGAUUAUUUGUACACUCAUUUAAUUAACAACUGGAAAAGUCAUAUAUAUUGAAUGUUUUGCGUCUGUGGCAUUUGUGCAAACUAGUGAUUCUUUUGUACUGGAUUGCCCGCUGAUUUUGAAUUCCAAAUACAAUAUUUUCGUUUGUGCUCACCUGGUUCUGUCUCGUUUAAAUUGCACUGUUUCAGAAAUUCCUAGUUAGUACAACAAUUCAAAUACUUCUUAUCAUCAAAGUGUCAUCCUGAGAAUAGUUGACGUCAAUCUACUUCAAAGAAUAUCCUAUCUUGAAUAAACAUCACACAGAAAGAAAUCAAUAUUCUAGUGAAUAAAAUAGCAUACUGAAAAUAAAACAAAUAUUAAACUGAGUGGUCACCAUAUUGAAUUAAAAGAGCAAGUAAUGCUGAACACAAACCACAAUGAGUUAAAAAUAUAAUUUUGCCCUUUUAUCCUGUCAUUUCACUCCGGAUAUUAUUUUCAUCGCUAGUUAUCUUGUAUUAUCUGUCACGACUGGUGUAUCCAUGUCCAAAAUGAAUAUGAAAUGCGAUGCAAUUAUUUAUCUCAAACUGCCGAAUCAGAACAGAUGGACGAAUAAUGACAUGGGAACUCGUUUUAUUGAAAGAUUGCUACAAGUUUAUUCACAAUUACAAUGAGGAUUGUUCGGCAAAAUUGUUGAUUACAUAUGUCCAAAUAACAACACUAACGAUGAAUAUCAUCCAUACUUCUGUGAAAUAUUCACACUAACUCUGAGCUCCAAUAACGAGCUGAAAACCGGUACACAAUAUUAUC
This is a messenger RNA of Schistosoma haematobium, 8547 nucleotides long. Its product is annotated as Transposon Ty3-I Gag-Pol polyprotein. Gene Ontology annotation, biological process: DNA integration. The record is from RefSeq and is a predicted model, not a curated record. The transcript has 2 exons. The coding region runs from base 3972 to 6413 and encodes 813 amino acids. NCBI's taxonomy places the organism in Eukaryota, Metazoa, Platyhelminthes, Trematoda, Strigeidida, Schistosomatidae. Gene Ontology annotation, molecular function: nucleic acid binding.